GACAGUAACAGAUAGCAAUAACUGUGUGUGUCAUAAUAUUCAACACCUAAAAUCUGUUUUGUUUUUAUUAAUUUUCUAUAAAACCGUUACACCCUUAAUCGUUUUGUACUAUCUGAAGAUAUUAUAUGUGGUCAAUUGUGUAGGGUUGUUAAAUAAUAGUCGUUAGGUCCAAAUAGAACAUAUAAAAAUGAAUGAUACACAUCAUUCCCUAAGUUUUUCAUUGAUAAGUGGAGAACUAUGUAAUUUACUUUAUUUAAAAGAAUAUAAUAAAGAAGAUGUGAAUAAACUGAUAGACGAUCUGAACUCCAAGCCUUAUAAAGCGGAGAUUUUUGUGAGAAAACAUGAUGCUGCGGCUGUUGUAACAGCGCUAUGUUUAAACGUGAAACCUGCUGAUGAGUUUUUAGCUGCUAAAACCUCCCAUUUAAUUAAUAGUUUAAUAACAAAACAAAAUCUAGAAUUUGAAGCUGAUUAUCUCUGGAAAGUGAUAUCGUGGCAUAUAGAGUGCUUGAAACAUUGCACUGAUAUUGUGUUACCAGAUAUCCUUCACAGUUUGCAAUGUAUCAUAGAACUCAAUCCACAAGCAACACAUAAGUUCACCGAAGAUCUGAUUGGCAUCCAAGGAGUCUUGAUUAGAUUUGUAGACUUAUCCAGAUAUGUUCCAAAAUCUCAAAAUAGUUUGCAAAUACAUUUAAUGGCUCUGAAAUGUAUCACAUGUGUCAUGGCGACUAUAGAUGAUAUAUACAAAACUGAGACAGAAAAAAGUAUAUCUUUGAAAAUAAAGGAACAAAUCUCUUCUCUGGUUGUUAAGUUUUUAAUGACUGGAUAUUCUAAGUCACAAGAUGAAUACUUAUAUUGUAAGAUACUAAUAGCAGCCUUAAGAGUAUUAUCCCAAAUAUACUUCAAUGAUCCGAACAUAAGUAUACCGUUGCCAGAGGUGAUGGGAAUCUGUAGGUACUGCAUAAUCUAUGGGCUGGUGGUUCAGAACAACCGGCCUGAGAAGAUCAUGCCGGCUCAGCAGACCAUCGCCAUGGCACCUGUUGUGCCUAAACCUAACACCAAAGGUGGAAAGAAACAAAAAAUUAGGAAGCAAAGAAACAAUGCAAUAGAAAGUUUGAAGAAAGAGAUUCCAGUGUCGGACCGCAGUCUAAUGAAGGAUGUUGACAACUUUGAAAAUAAUUCUGCAUACAAGCCUGCCACCCUGCUGUACUUGGAGCCACAGAAAGCCAAGACUUACUGGGCACUGACUAGUGAUUCUGAAAUGUCAGAUGUAGAGAAUAGUAAAGAAGUUAAAUUGAUUGCUUUGAAGUCUAGAGUGAGGCAGAGUGCUUCCAAUCUCCUCCUGGUGUUGGUUAAAGUAACAGAAAAACGAGAUAUAUUCGGUUACUGGUGGGCCCUUCUACCUGACUCGCCGGACGCUGCUAACUGGUCUGCCGGGGAAGCCGCUAAGAAGACGUUAGCCUACUGCGCCGUCACUGAUCCUAUUGCCAACAGUCGGGCGAGUAUACUGAGUGUUAUAUUGGCACUCCUCUCUCGAUCCAGGAUGUAUUUGUUUCAAGCUGAAACUAGUAAAAAAGAGAGUUCAUCCUUCAUUCCUUUCUCGGAAUCUCUGGGCUAUAUGAUAGUUUGCUUGCACAAGGUUCUAACUACUAUCUUAGAUAAUGAACGAAAUCGCGCCGCGACCAUUGUCGCUCUAAAGUGCUGUGCGGCCCUUGUACAGGCGACACCCUAUCAUAAGAUGAAGGAAGGCCUUAUUACUCAACUUGUUAUGUCCACGAGAAAGUUUUUAGUGCAUAAAGAUACAACUCUACAAGUAGGUGCCUUAAUAACAAUGGGAUGUGUUCUAUCCAUCGAUCCAAAGGUCGACGAAGUUUUAAAAGCAAUAGGGAAAGACACAGUGCCUUCUAAAAUAUCUACUUCGAUGAGUUCUUCUAAAAUUGCGUUUACUGAGCAUAAAGUUGAUGCGGAGGAGUGUGAUGACUUCGAAGAAGGUUAUUCUGAUGAUGAAAUGUUCUCUGCUGAGCCAGUUGUUGACAGUGGGGAUGAUAGUGAAGAAGGGCAUCACUUUAGAAGUUGGAUACUCGAUAUUUGCUGCAAGAAUAUGGGCUGGGUGGUCAGAGGGAAGGAUACUGUGAGAAUCAAACCGUCCCUCAUCCCCGUGAUACUGGAGUCGUUACAAGUGUUGUCGGCGGCAGCGUUCCAUUACCUAGAAGAGCUACUGGACAGGCACCUCACGCUGCUUGGCGACAUCCUCAGCGAACUGCUGCGACAUGAGCACCAGGACGUGGUGGUGCAGACUGCCAGCGCUGUCAGUGUCAUCGGGGAUGGAAUACAGAAACUAGAACUAGCGAACAAACCGCCUCCCCUUAGCCAUUGUAUCUACAUGUGGGAGAAGCUAGUGACACCACUAUCCACAGUGCUUCAGUGCCACGACAUGAGCCCGGCCAAAGCAGUAGUAUGCGACUGUAUCGCCAACAUUGGGGAGAGGACCUUCAAAGAGUUACCUCGUCGCCUCCAAGUGCUAUGCUGCACGCUUCUGAUUGGUUCGUGCAGCGACGAGGAGUCGACGGUCCGCGCGGCCGCCGUGCGAGCGUUGGCUAUGCUCGUCAUGUAUCGAACUCUUCGAGAAGACAUUGGUUUCGUAAGCGACUGCGGUGAGAACGUGCUCCGUGCAUUAGCGGAGCCAGCCAUGGUUGUAAGGAUCAAGGCGGCUUGGGCGCUGGGUAAUCUUUGCGAUGCUCUCGUAUUAAACUUGGAAGAUCCGGAAUGUGAUGACAUAGACGACAAUCUCCUGAUUCGCCUACUCCAAGCCAGCAUACAAUGCGCAACAGACAACGAUAAGAUAAAAAUGAGUGCGACACGUGGACUUGGAAAUCUACUGCGUUUGAUAAAGAAUGAAAAUCUAGUCAGGAACACACGAUUGAAGACCUUAUGCGAGACAGCAAUAGGGAAGCUAAUGGAUUGCGCGUGUAAAGUGAACAAUAUGAAAGUGCGGUGGAACGCGUGCUACGCUAUCGGGAAUGCUAUGAAGAACGAACAGCUGUUCACUUGUUUUAAUGGUUGGCAGAACCAAGUAUUCUCCAACCUAUGUUCUUUAACGAAAACGUGUAAGAACCUAAAAGUGCGUAUAAACGCUGCGGCGGCACUACGCGCGCCUAGUGCGCGUGCGCACUACGCCGACCACUACGCACUCGUUUGGAGGGGCGUACUAGCUGCCAUGGAGAACGCUGCUGACGUAGACGACUUCAAUGAAUAUAAACACAAAGACAAUUUGAUUGAACAGCUAUGUGUAACUCUAGCACACCUAUGCUGCCUACUAACGCAGGCUGACUUGGCAGAUAUACUGGAUCCUCUAGUCUUCCACUAUGACAGCGCUAAAGCCACGUUCACACAAGCAUGUCAUAAGCUACCUCCAGAGAACGCGUCCUGUUUGAAAAUACUUCAAGCUGCAAAGUACGUCACUGUUGAUCUAACUGCUUCUAAUGAUACGCAGAUGCAAGCCUUAAGCAUGUUACAGGACAUUUUUAUAUGGGACAUGUGAUUGAAAUUACGUCUUUAUUUUGUAGAUAUUAAGAGCCAUUUUUCUAGUUCUUAUGAGAGGCUAAUGUGUUUGUAUGAAGUGUUGUAUAUAAAAAGUGAUCUAAGGACAAGCAAUGGUAAGGAAUUUCGUAAGUUUCAUACGAUAUUAAUAAUCUUCCUUUCAUUGUGCCUAUUAAAUAAUACGUACAUAUUCGUAACAGCAGUUACUUUAUUCAAUUUUAUUUAAGAUUAAAGUAUUUAAAAAUAUGAUAUAGUAAGUGAUAAACAUUGAUAUUGAUUUUAGAUCUCACGCAUUUUUAUAACUGGCAACACUUUCAAUCUUAACAAGUGUUGCCAGUAAUUUAAAAAAAUGCUUAAGUUUUAUUAAAAGACUUGCACAGCAAUCUAUAUUUAAGUAUGUCACAAUUCUAGAUAUAAUAAAGUUUUGUAUUAUAUGUUAUAAAUAAUAUGAUAACAUGAAUUUGAGUUUUAUUUUAAAAAUAAACAUUAUUCGCUAAUCAUAUUUAUUUUGUGGUUAAUUUUGCCAAUUAGAGUUCACAUUAAUUCUGUUUAUUUGUUACCUGUACCGAAUUAUUUAACCCUUCGUAUGUUUAGAACGUGGAUCCACGCGAGACAUAAUGUGUUUUCUAUUGUUGUCUUAUAUACGGCAUACGAGAGGUUAAAUAUAAUGCUUUUUGUACGUAAUCAUUAUUUUGCAUUUAUUCAAUCAAGAGGAUAUUUUCUCUAAAACUAAUGGCCGUUUUUGCUAAUCACCCUUAAACUGCCACUUAACUUCACUAAGCGUGACGUAGCACCUAAACUAACACCUUACUUGUAGUGUUAGAUGUCACUUACAGGUCGGUAAAAACCAAAAUAAUGUUAAAUGUCACCUAUCUUAGAUUAGGGGGAUUAUCCUUUAAAUUUAGGUGAGAUUGGUGAACACAGGCAUUAUAAUGUGAAACAUUACAAAAUAACUGUGUACAUGUAAACUAAUAAUUAUAUUACGCAUUUUUUUAUACUUGCCAAUAAAAUAAACUUUUU
Messenger RNA from Spodoptera frugiperda (fall armyworm), 4557 nucleotides. Its product is annotated as HEAT repeat-containing protein 6. The record is from RefSeq and is a predicted model, not a curated record. The transcript is spliced from 16 exons. Bases 188 to 3538 code for a protein of 1116 amino acids. Lineage: Eukaryota; Metazoa; Arthropoda; Insecta; Lepidoptera; Noctuidae.